Messenger RNA from Chrysoperla carnea, 1115 nucleotides. RefSeq names its product putative protein TPRXL. Gene Ontology annotation, molecular function: chitin binding. The record is from RefSeq and is a predicted model, not a curated record. The transcript is spliced from 2 exons. NCBI's taxonomy places the organism in Eukaryota, Metazoa, Arthropoda, Insecta, Neuroptera, Chrysopidae. Bases 117 to 995 code for a protein of 292 amino acids. Gene Ontology annotation, cellular component: extracellular region.
AUAAUUUUAUCAUUAAACUUUUUAGUAUAUAAACUACAUUUAACAUUAGGAAAAUUAGUUCCAUUUUAUUUUUGAUAUAACUAAUAUCGUAUGGUAUCGAAAGACCUGAAAUUAGAAUGUUGAAAGUCUUAAUUAUGGUGGCUUUAUUAGCCCAAAAUAUAUAUCAAUCAAAUGCAGCUGCAGCGUGUCAAAACGGACAGUUGUAUCCACAUGAAUCUGAAUGUUCCAAAUUUUACCAAUGUGCUAAUGGGAAAUUAGAAGAAAUAAACUGUGCUGCGCCACUGGAGUUUAGUACACAAUCUCAAACGUGUACGUUUGCCGCUGAAUCUGGAUGUACCUUGAAUAAAGGAAACGGAGGAGAAACUGAUAACAAUCGAUGUGGUGGCAAUCCAUGUGAUGAUCCAACAACCAAACCUACGUGUUCUACAACAACCUCGCCGUGUUCUACAACAACCACAUCACCAUGUUCGACAACAACCACAACACCGUGUUCUACAACAACCACAUCACCAUGUUCGACAACAACCACAACACCGUGUUCUACAACAACCACAUCACCAUGUUCUACAACAACCACAUCACCAUGUUCUACAACAACCACAUCACCAUGUUCUACAACAACCACAUCACCAUGUUCUACUACAACCACAUCACCAUGUUCUACAACAACUUCAUCAUCGUGUUCCACAGCAACCCCACCGUGUCCAACAAGUCCUUCAACACCUCCACCACCCCCACCAUGCACAGAUCCACCAGCUGUCAGAAUUGCAAAUCCAUAUCCAGAAUGUCCUUUGGUAGCCGACAUACAUGUGGAUGUAUUAAAACCGUUACCUAAAUGUUGUCAAUUUGUUCAUUGUGAUAACUUUGGUGUUGGUCAUGUAAAAAAUUGUGCACCAAGUGAUCCACCAUUAGUAUUUAGCCCAUGCCAAAAUAGAUGUGUUUGGCCAUGGGAAGCUGGCAAUAUAACAUGUGAUCCUUGCACAUGUCAUCCUUAAAUUUUUGGAACCGUCAACAAUAUUCCGCACUUAAAUGGAACCAAGAAAAACAUACCGCGAUAGAAUAUAAAGGAUAUUGUAAAGCAAAAUAUUUUUAAAAUAAAAAUUGAUUUUAAACUA